AUGGAGAUGGGGUUCGACGCCUUCGCGGCAGCGUGUUGUGCUAUUCCAGUACUCGUAUCCGUUCUGGCCGUCCGCGUCGCGUACGUGCUUUGCCGCAGCGGCCUACCGCCGUCGAGGUCUCGUGCCCCCGGGCUGCGGUGUCUCAUCGUCCUCGGGUCUGGAGGGCAUACUGCAGAGAUGAUGAAUAUUGUAACUGAGCUUCAGAAGGAACGGUUUACGCCAAGGUACUAUGUGGCUGCACUUACUGAUAACAUGAGCCUUCCAAAGGCACAGGUCUAUGAGAAGUCAUUGAUUCAUAUGGAGGGUGAUAGAGAAACGAUCAUCGAGAACGCCGAGUUCAUGCAGAUAUAUCGUAGCCGUGAAGUGGGCCAAUCCUACAUUACCUCUAUUGCAACAACACUGUGUGCUAUUUUGCAUGCUAUGUGGCUAAUAAUAAGAAUCAGACCACAAGUGAUAUUUUGCAAUGGUCCCGGGACAUGCAUCCCUCUAUGUGCGUCAGCUUUUCUUCUGAAGGUGCUUGGUCUGGGAUGGUCCUCCAUUUUCUACAUUGAAAGUAUCGCAAGAGUGAAGAAGCUUUCGUUAAGUGGUUUACUGUUGUACAAGCUACGGAUGGCCGAUCAGUUCUUCGUGCAGUGGCCCCAGCUGCAACAAAAAUACCCUAGAGCACAAUAUGCUGGUCGUUUGAUGUGA
Molecule: messenger RNA, 690 nt
Organism: Triticum turgidum subsp. durum (durum wheat)
Lineage: Eukaryota; Viridiplantae; Streptophyta; Magnoliopsida; Poales; Poaceae
Source: the annotation of a GenBank genome assembly